This is a messenger RNA of Malus domestica (apple), 510 nucleotides long. Its product is annotated as stress-induced protein KIN2. NCBI's taxonomy places the organism in Eukaryota, Viridiplantae, Streptophyta, Magnoliopsida, Rosales, Rosaceae. The record is from RefSeq and is a predicted model, not a curated record.
CCUCAACAUUUCAUCAUCAUAAGGAAGUUGUAAGCAUUUUUCAGCUGCCUCAUAUUUUCUUGUGUGUAUUUGUGUAGAAAGAGAAUUAUACUUUAUCAAGAUGAACCAAUCCCAGAACAUGAGCCAACAAGCUGGCCAGGCCAAGGGCCAAGCUCAGGAAAAGGCCAGUGGCAUGAUGGACCAAAUGAGCAAUGCUGCCCAAUCUGCCAAGGAAUCUGCCCAAGGGGCUGGUCAGCAAAUGAUGGAGAAGGCACAGGGAGCAGCUGACUCCGUCAAGGAUGCAGUUGGAGCCAACAAAAGAAGCUAAGGUGAUGGGAGAUCUCAUCCGUCUGAUUCCUCCCAAAUUUUGUGUUCCUGUUUUUGUUUUGUGAUUCUAUUUUUUUUUUUUUGGGUUGAUCUUUUACUUAAACUUGCCAUUUGAAGCAAGAACAAGGUCUGAUCAUGUAAUCGCUUAUUGUUCAUUGAACAUUACGCUAAUAAUUUCAAUUAUAUUUGUUUGUUAAUUUUUUA